UAUUCAAGGUUUUCUUUAGCAGUGAUACUUGAAAAUAAAGGAAAUACAGCCAGAGAUCAUUUAGCAAAUGAACGAACUUAUCUUGCAUGGUUCAGAACAUCCCUUUCGUUGAUCACUUUAGGGAUAGGCAUCAUACAAGUAUACCAUCUAUCGAAUGCAAACCAUACUCGAUUAGGCAGAGCACUGGGUUUGAUUUUUGUGAUGGCCAGUAUUGUGUUUCUUUAUUUUGGCAAUGUGCGUUAUUUUCAUGCACAAUGGGCAUUACAACAUGGCAAUUUCCCUGCUAGUCGAGGCAUUAUUACUUGGGCAUCU
Molecule: messenger RNA, 312 nt
Organism: Gilbertella persicaria
Lineage: Eukaryota; Fungi; Mucoromycota; Mucoromycetes; Mucorales; Choanephoraceae
Exons: 2
Source: RefSeq, a predicted model, not a curated record